AAGUUCAACAACAGUAGAAGUACAAGCUUCUUGUGCAACACCCAAUAAACCCGAAACAAAAGAAGCAUAGUUGAAGGGCUAUUUUCAUUCUCGAUUCAGCCAUGCCGGCUUUAAAGAUCUUCGGUCAAAAGGUGUGUGAAGAAUGAAUCAUUUUGGAAACGAAAAGACGAAAACGACUYCCACAGUGACUUUUACUGGCAUCGUCUAUCCCUUGGUUUYUGACUGUCGUSCCUCGUACCUUAAGGGCCGCCCCUCGUUGCAUCUUAGCUGACUCUCUCGGUGUCAGCCAUUUACCACGAGCUGACGCAAUACUGAAUUUCUUCUUUCUUUUGGUUCUACCGAUCAUAUCUUCAUCGCUUACAUCUAUGUCUUCUCUUUCAAAUGWAUUAUGUUGCUUUAAUUUCAGCUGGCGAUGGCUGGAGAUGAUUUGCGCGUUUUAGUAAUAAUGCAUUCGAUCUGGACGGUUUUGCAGGCGACUUUUGCRAGUGGCCUUUUCGUGGCAACUWUAGAAARUGAUUUAGAACUAGUCGAAAAUUGCUAUGACGAAGGAACGGAUGAGAUUGUUUGGGCAUGGCUUUAUGCAACCACUUCUCUUAUUCUCUGCUUUCUUACGCUUUGUUUAGCGGUACCGUUGUUUUACUUCAGUGGRAAGGGAACACCUGUAGGUUKAAUCUCAGCAAUGAUUUGAGAUUUGAAGUAGUUUUUUCAUUAGUUGACUCACCCUUUCUUUCCGUUCGAAAAUYACUGUUGCGACUUGAUAGACCGACGAUAGUCCACGAAAGCCAAUCAAACGACUAUGUUAUUUCGAUACAAUUGUCAUGAACACUCUUCGGGUGGCCGUAUUCUCCCUAUCUAUCGUGCUUCUUCCUAAGGUUGAYAAGUAUUGCGAAUGCCUUGGUGAUUACGCAGUUGCUGAUUCCUUCAUGGACUUAAUUGAUGUAUGUGGCUUCGCACAAUGGGAAUUUUUGGUARCUUACAUAUGUCUGGCUGUGACGCACUGGAUUGAUAUAUUCUUCUAUGGCUUYACAAUUAUUUCMWUGACAUGUUGUCACCACAAACUUACUGCAAACGCKAAACUCAAGUUUGYGUCGUCAGAAAGAAAAUGUUCAUUGCUGAUGAAAUGCUGUAUUGGCUGCACAGGKAUCUUCACCUGCGGCAUCCUAGGUGGGGAUGAAGCAGUACGCAGUGACUUUGCAAACUUUUCCUUGCUCAUGGCCAACUAUUUGAAAGCCAACGGUAGACUCAAUCUGACUGUGUCUGAUAUUUAUGUAGGGUUGUACAUGGUUGCGUUGGAGAACAGACUGAAAAAAAUUGAGACAAAGAAUCGCCURAGGCAUGACCAUGGUUUAGUGUCAAAAGAACAUUCUAAGAAAAAAUCCUGUCUCUCUAUGCGAUCCGAGAGCACGCUUAACUCAGACAACAAUAGAGCCGAAGAAGAAGGARAAAAAAUGGCUAUUGAGGUCUUGYCGGAUGGAAAAGUUUUUGAAUCUGUACAACAAAAACCGAUUGAUAUGGAUGCUCAGUCUGACAAAGUAGAGAGAGGAGGAGAGAAGCUURCGACGGAAAUGCUCUCAAAACUAAACUCAAAAGAAGUUGACCUUAUCAACGAAGCYGCUCGCUUCAUGAUUUUGGCUGAGUCGGCAUAUACUAUAGCCGGAUAUAUGUUGAGGUACCCCUUUACUGGAUCAUGUUCUUUCUUCUCUCUUCUCCUUCGAAAUUGUGCGUGCUUUUCUACCGCGAGAUCAGAUCAYAUUGAGAAGGAUAAUGGUUGUCGUUCGCAUACGAUUGCUCUUAAAGCCCUAUCAGGAUUGACCGAUAAAGAUAUUGUUUAUGCUUACUACAGAGACACCGUUGAAGAGAUACCAUAUAUGAUUUUAUUGGAUCAUGAAUGGAAAUCCAUCGUAAUUUCGAUUAGAGGCACAAUGWCUCUGGAAUCAGCUGUUACUGAUUUCAAUGUUUCUCCAAARAAACUUACUAUUGAGGAUCUYGGGGAGGAAUCUGAAUCUGACGSUGUAGAAAAGUACUGUCACACUGGGAUGCUUUCUACUGCAAAAUGGCUGUAUAAAGAUAUGAAGAAACACAGCAAGUUGGAGAAGGCCAUGGCUGAUUAUGAAGGUUAUAAGCUGCGAAUUAUUGGCCAUUCUCUGGGGGCCGGAGUCGCAUCAAUUCUCUCGGUUCUGCUUAGACCAAAAUACCCUUGUCUUCAUUGUCUCGCAUUUAGCCCGCCUGGYUGUACCAUGAGUGAGAACCUUGCCAUCGAGACUGAGAAGUUUACAACUUCUUUUGUCGUGAAUGAUGAUAUCAUUGCAAGAUUAAAUGUUGAAAAUUUUGAGGAAUUGCGGGAUCGUGUUCUUGAAAUGAUCUAUCGUAUUAAGAUCCCAAAGUAUCAAGUAACAAACUUGGUGAAAAAGUAUGAUGAUUACUCUGUCGAGGGGAUAUCCAGGGCGAUUGAUGAAAUACUCUAUAAAAAAGAAGAAAUAAACGACUCUCAGUUUAAGCGUGAGGUGGAAGAAUUUUUGACAAAUCAAUCCCGGAUAAAAGCGGAGAACAGAGAUCAGUACAUCAAAUUAUGCCCACCCGGCUCUCUCGUUCAGCUUGUUCGGACCGACGAUGUUGUCAACGCGCAUGGAGAAAAACUGGGUCAACAYGUAGCGAGAUGGGCGAAACGAAGCGAUUUUGCAAACAUUGAACUUUCUUCAAAAUUCUUCGCAGACCACGAGACUAGUGGCGUCACAGACAAAUUAAGAUUAUUGGCUGAAGAGUCCUUUGCGCUACUGCCUCCUUUCAAACCAUUGCGAACGCAAGCUUGACUGCGUUGUCAUCCCCGUAAAAAUAGGAAGUAAAGCAGUUUGCAAAUUAGAAGCGGUAACUAUAGUCUCCAUGGAAGGCGUCCAAUUGACCUAUGGUUGAAUUUUUUCAUAUCGAGGAAUUUGGUAUCAAUUUCGUUUUUUUCUGUUGUGGCGCGCUUUAAUCAUUAUAGUAGGUUCUUGAGCACGAAACCGACCGAUGCCACAGCUCCCAAGAAAAUUUAAUAACAGCAAAAAUCACAAAGUUUCAAAAAAGUCUGGAUUCAUCGGCGGGACGCCCUCCUUGAAAAAUUUGUGUUCCAAGGCUUCGUUGGCGGUGAUUCGUUUUGCUGGAUCCAAUGCGAGUAGCUUGCACAACAGAUCGCGACCGUUUGCAUCCAGAAAGGUUUGCUUGAAGUGUGGAGGAGGGUUGAUUGGAAAGAGCUCGUACAGUCGUAUUGUCUUUUCUUGUUUCUCCGCUGACCUCCAUCGGAACAUUUUCGCAUUCGGCAAUUUCGAGAAACCAGGCCAUUUUUCCUCGGUCGGUCCCCCAAGCAUUGUAAAUAUCUUGUCGAUCUGAUCAAGUUCCCCCUGCCCCUGCAUCAUAGCCUCCUGCUGAAUCAACUCUCCAAAGAUACAACCAAUACUCCAAAUGUCGAUACUUGGCGUGUAUCUUGUUUCCCCGAACAGCAAUUCGGGYGCUCUAUAAUGAAGUGUAACGACGAGUUGCGUGAGAUUUGUUGAAGGUGGAUCCUGGAACCGCCGUGCCAAUCCAAAAUCACACAACGCGACCCGGCCCGCACUUUUAUGUACGAGUAUGUUGGAUGUCUUCAUGUCCCGAUGCAUGAACCAUUUCGAAUGCAUGUAAUCCAUCCCCCUCAAAAUUUGCUGCAUAAUCCCCUUCAACUCGGCUUGCCGCAACACAUUCGGGUACUUGCGCUUCUCCAUGGCUUCCUGUAAAUCCUUGUGAAAGAAUUCCAUGACCAUGAAUACCUUAUCCGCACCACUCCCGACCACCAUCUCUUUUACGGACACAAUAUUUUCGUGGGAAGAAAGUGCCAUCAAAACAUUGAUCUCGCGAAAGGCUGUGACGGGGAAUCCUUGGACCUGUAAUAGCUGUUGUUGAUCCUCGAAUUUGAUUUGUUUCAGUGCGACGAUUUCCUGGGUGGCCAGAUCUCUCGCUUUCCAAACGAUCCCGUACGUUCCCUCGCUCAGCCUAGCWAUUCGGU
Pseudo-nitzschia multistriata is the source of this 4015-nucleotide messenger RNA. The record is from the annotation of a GenBank genome assembly. NCBI's taxonomy places the organism in Eukaryota, Bacillariophyta, Bacillariophyceae, Bacillariales, Bacillariaceae.